AUGGUGGCACGAGCAGCCGAGCUGGAGGAGAUUGAUCCCAUGACAGGGGACAUCAUCGGAGGCACCACCAUGGCCACAGAGGCCAGCGAGCGGGUGGAGGCGGGCGGCUUCACGUGGGCGUUGCGUAGGGGGGAGGUGAACGAGGCGGCGGCCACCCCCGACAAGCUCCCCAUCCUGUGCCUCCACGGCAUCGGCAGCAGCUCCUACACUUACCGCAGCCUGGUGCGCCUGCUGGGCGAGGCGGGGCACGAGGCCAUCGCGGUGGACUGGCUGGGGCAUGGCGCCUCCAGCAAGCCCACCAGCGGCUUCGACUACUCAGCAGAAGCAUAUGUGGCGGCCCUGCAGCAGUUUGUGGCGGCGGCGGGCAUCCGGCAGCCGUUUGCGCUGGUGGUACAGGGCUACGUCCUCGGGCAGUACGGCCUGCUGUACGCCCUCGAAAACGAUGAGUCAGUUGCCAAGCUGGCCAUCCUCAACACCCCGCUCAGCCAGAAGACCCCGCUGCGGCCGGAGCUGGCGGCCUACAAGAACCCCGUCCCCUUCCUGCGGCCAAAGGCGGGCAGCAAGUUUGCCGGCGACUUGUUCAAUGCCGCGGGGGGGCCGUAUGCGAUGACCUACCGCGAUGCCCAGGCGUACGAUGCGCCGUACCAGGAGGAGGCUGCUGCCAGUGAGGCAAUCGCGUCCAUCAUGGCCCAGCUGGACUGGCCCGCGUUGCUGAGGCGCGUGGAUGAGGGGUACCAGAGCUGGCGCCAGCCCAGCCUAGUGCUGCACGGCACCUCGGACCAGUUCAUCCCCUUCAAGUCUGUGUUUGAGUGGCUGGAGAGCAAGCGCACUUGCAUGAGGAUGGGCAGCAGCGUGGAGGCCAAGCUGGGCCACAUGCCGCAGGAGGACUACCCCGAGGCGGUGGCUAAGGAGCUGCUCAGGUUCUUCGAGUUUGGCGCUGAUGAGAAGUGA
Chlorella variabilis is the source of this 951-nucleotide messenger RNA. RefSeq lists its product as hypothetical. The coding region runs from base 1 to 951 and encodes 316 amino acids. The transcript is spliced from 7 exons. Gene Ontology annotation, molecular function: catalytic activity. NCBI's taxonomy places the organism in Eukaryota, Viridiplantae, Chlorophyta, Trebouxiophyceae, Chlorellales, Chlorellaceae. The record is from RefSeq and is a predicted model, not a curated record.